Molecule: messenger RNA, 915 nt
Organism: Rhea pennata
Lineage: Eukaryota; Metazoa; Chordata; Aves; Rheiformes; Rheidae
Gene: MANSC4
Product: MANSC domain containing 4
Exons: 4
Source: RefSeq, a predicted model, not a curated record
AUGCGGGUGGCGCAGCCUUGGUACAGCUGUGCACUUCAUCAAUCCCGCUAUGCUGCAAACCCUGCGAAUCCCAUCCUCGUCGCCAAUUUAUGUUCUAGUUGGAUUCCCAACGGCCAAACAUCCGUUUCCUUCAAUCUAGCAGUGUUCUACCAUGGAGCUCCUCAUAAGAACAUGAACUGCCUGCAUAUGUCUUGCCCAGCAUUGGAAAGCUGCAUACUCAAGGCAGGAAUCAACACCAUUUUGUACAACAUCACAAUAGGGAUUGAUCCAGAUCUUAUUUUUGAGAAACUGACACCGAAAGAGCCAAAUACUCAUUCCUCACUGAACAAACACAAAAGGGAAAACAGCAGAAGGAUGACUGAGCCGGAAAGAUGCCAGCAAAAUAAUGUAACAUCAAGUUCUCUUCUACCCGAAGCUCCAUCUUCUACCACUAGCCAUGGCUUAAUAGCAGACAGUUACACCGUCAGUACAAGCCUGAUCGGCCAAAAAAUUGAAGCUACCACUUUGUUAAGGCCAGAAACCUUUCUACUGGAUGAUCACUUUGCUAAGAAGACAAGCACUGAGUCUCUCACCAGUUCAGAUCAAAGGACUGUACAUUUAACUUUGAUCUAUAAAUCUCCCAAGGUGUUAUCCCAUGUACCCACUCCUCCUUGUCUGAACAGCAGUAAGUAACACUUUAACAAUACCAAAGACUACAGCGGUAGGAACUACACUUCAGAUAAUGAGGCACCUGCUUGAGAGGCUGUAGACUUAGGUUUCUUGUUUAUUCCUGUUGUUCUUUGCAUUUCUCCCAUCUUCCUUUGCUGUUGUACUGUUGCUUUUGCAGCAGGGUGUUGCAGAAAGAGGAGAGGUCAGUAUAAACCCACAAGGAGAGAAAAAACAAUAAGUAAGAAGAUUACUUACAUACUUACAUAA